Molecule: messenger RNA, 1038 nt
Organism: Paramecium tetraurelia
Lineage: Eukaryota; Ciliophora; Oligohymenophorea; Peniculida; Parameciidae
Exons: 10
Source: RefSeq, a predicted model, not a curated record
AUGAAAAGGUAUAUUGUGUAUCUGUACCAAUACAAGGUCCGACUCAAGUUCAUCAGAUAGAUCCUCCAAGAAAAAAGCCAAAAGAGAGCAUCGAAAGAAUUCAAGUUCAUCGAGCAGCUCAAGAAGAGACAAGAAGAAGAAACAGAAAAAAGAGAAGAAAGAGAAGAAGGAAAAGAUUUCAUAAAGUAAUUCGAACUUUGUGAAUUUAGAUAUUGUGGCAUCAUAAAAAACUUAAAGAUCAAGAUCUAGAUCUAAGUCGAAAUCAAAGAUGACCCAAACAUAAUAAAAAAAGGAAGGGGUCAUAUGAAUAGUUACCUUUUUGGUUGGAAGAAUGAAGAUUUUAGUUAAGCUAAUUCCUAUUUGAAAAAAAUUGAUUACAGUAUUAGGAAAAAAAACUAACCACCUCCAACAAAUAAACCUUAAGAACAGGGAUAAACAACAAAUGAUGUGAAUGUUAAUUUAGAGAAAAAAGCAGAUGAUUAAUAAGUGGAAAGAAGAAACUAUAAUUAAGGAAACUAUCGUAGAUUUAACAAUUCUUAAAAUAGAAGAUUCGAUAAAAGAGAUAGGCGUGAUUAUGAUAGAAGCCAAAAGAAUGAUAGGAAUGAUAGAAACGACAGGAAUGAUAGGAAUGAUAAAAAUGAAAAAAAUGACAGAAAUGAUAGGAAUGAUAGAAAUGAUAGGAAUGAAAGGAAUGAUAGGAAUGAAAGGAAUGAUAAAAAUGAUAAAUAUGAAAGAAAUGAAAGAAAUGACAGAAAUGAUAGAAACGAAAGAAAUGAUAAAGGUGACAGGAAUGAUAGAAACAACAGUUUCAAUAGAGAUAGAUAUAGAAAUAGAUUCAAUGAUAGAGAUAGAAAUAAUAGAGAUAGAGAUCAAAAAGGAGAUGAUAGAAAUUAGAGAAACAAUUAAUAUCAUUCUAAAUGGAUUCACGAUUAGUAUGAAAAGAAUAAAGAUUAAAGUCCAAAUAACAACCAAGUUAAACCUAGAGGAUCCCCAAUCUACAAAUGAGUAAGAUAAAUAUGCAUAUAUAUUUUAUAAAUA